CCAUCGAUAGCCUCCGCUCGGACGUGGUUUUUCCCAUUUGGCAAUGCAGCAAAUACGCGGAUGUAACGAGACGCCGAGCUCCCCGUGCCCUGGAAAUAAACAAACGUAGUGUAGUAGUCCGCAGGAGUCAAAUUGCAUCUGGUUCCAGUGAAGGAGCGAGAGGAAAUUGUCCGCUGUCUUAGUUUCGAGAUCGAGUUGACCUACGCUUGGUGUGAUUUUGAGCAGCAACCGGAAGCGAAGCAACGCCAUGUCGACGGCGCGGAAUUCCGCUGACCCAGCGGAUCUGGCGCUCUUGGUGGGCAGCAAUAACAACAGUGGCGGCCGCAGCCGAAGCGGCGGUACGCCCAGGAAAUACAACACCGCCGGGGCUCCGAGCUCCAUCAGAAUGUGCCCCGCCAGCAAUGUGAACAACAACCAGGGCCAAAAGCAGCUCAGCUCGAUCUGCCAGCGGGUGCAGGCGGGCCACAAGCUGAUGAUCAUCAUGCGAGGUCCUCCGGGAAGUGGAAAAAGCACUCUGGCCGAAUCUCUGCUGCGUCAGGCCCACCUGCUCGAGCGGCACAAAGUGCGCGACUUCGUCCUCAGCACGGACGACUACUUCUGGACGCGCCAUGGGUACGAGUUCAAUCCCACCCUGCUGCCAGCCGCCCACGAGUGGAACCAGCGCCGAGUGCGCGAGAAAGCCGCCAGCGGCUGGAGCCCCAUCUUCGUGGACAACACCAACACGAUGGUGUGGGAAAUGCAGCCCUACGUCCAGACCGCCGUGCGCCACGGCUAUGUCCUCGAGCUGCUUGAGCCGCAGACCAGCUGGAGCAGGUCUGCCAGCAAACUGGCGCAGAAGAACACCCACCAGGUCCCACGGGAGAGCAUACAGCGCAUGCUGGAGCGCUACGAGCGCACCACUGCGGGGGACCUCAUCCAGUUAUUGAAGGAGACAAAGUACACUGUGGACCUGCCACAACUGCGUCAGCAUCCGCCUCUUCCUGCCGUGCCUGUCGUCACCAAAUUUGAGGAGAACAAGUCCUUGGAAGCCUCGGUGCCAGCGGCAGAGCAACAUACCUAUAAGCUGAAUGCCAAUGCCCAGAGCUGGGUGCCCUACGAACAGGGAGCGCCAUCCUACUGGUCCCAGACAGCGGAUUCAGCUGAUUCAGGAGACUCGGUGGUUCCAGAAGCAUUGGCUGCUCAUGCUACAUCAACGUGCGAAGUAUCGCUUGUUGAGCUUCUUCGGGGAGAGAAAAAAACGGAGGAGGCGCUACCGAAAGCGGAUUCCAGUGAGGCAAAGCGUUUUCAGAAACACUGCUUAGACUGCCGCAAUGAGCCCAGAGGCUUUGCUCUUCUGCGCCAGAUGUAUCCCAACAAAGAGUUGACGGGCCUCUGGGAUCUGUUUGUCAAGUGCCAGGCCGACGUGGACUGGGCCGUCGAUAUUCUGCUCAAGGAGGACGAGCUCAAGACCGCAACGGGAUCGGAUCAGUUCGGGACAGAGGAUACCGUGAGCAGCGAGGAGGCGGUGGAGUUCCAAUGCGACUGCGACAAGUCGGUGCGGAGCCAGGAGUCUCCAGUGCGCACUCCACCUCCUCUCAACUCGUCUCCCACUCUGCCAGCCUCUAAGCCUUUAAACGCAUCCAAACCGCAGCGCCAGCCUCGCUGCAAACGCAUUUCGGCGCCCACUAACAAGGAGUUACAGCAGCAAAUCCAGAAUUGCUUUGUGUUGGGCGACGAACAAUACUCGGAGCACACUCGCAAAAUCCGCGACAUCCGUAAUGGGAUUCUGGAUCAACCCGUUGGGCCCAAAUUGCCAGAGGCGCUCGAAGAAGCGGACCAGGAAGAGCCGGAGGAGCAGGACCCUGAAGACAAUACUCUGCUGGAAAUGGAUCUGGGUGCCAUGCUUAUCGAACAGCUGCGCGCCCAGUUCCAAACGGACGACGAGAUGUUGCCGCCGGAACAGGAACUGCCCGCCGCCACAAAAAUAUUCGUACCGCGCCAACUGGCCAAGCAGCUAUACAUGCUGUGGAUGGAGGCAGUGUACAACCAGCAGGAGGAGCAGCGCCAGCAGACUUUGCGUGAUGACGAGCAGUUCGCCCGCUUGCUCAAGCACCCGGAGUACGCUGAGUGCAGCGAGUCCCCGAGCAACGUGGGCGAGCUGCUGGACAUGGAGCUGGCCUGGAGCAUCUACAACAGCGAGCAGCUGGCCGCCAAGCAGGCAGCUGAGUUGACCGCCCGCAAGCAGCCGCCCAACGAUAUUGCCACCCACCUGACCAAGAUGAAGCUGUGCGAGACGUUCCCCGACAUCCCCAGCGACACGGUGCUCGAAAUCUUUGCGGCCACUGGCAGUAACUAUGGCCAAACAGUGGAGGUCUUGGACAGCAACGUGCAAAGUGCGCUCAGUGGAGCGGAGCUGUAUGAGCAGGCCCUUCGCGAGGGCGUAAAGCUAAGUGAGCAGGUGGCGCUGGAGGAGCAAAAGCAAAAGCAAGUGCACCAAAAUUCAUCCGGCCAAGGCCAGGGCCAGCGAACCAGUUCCAGUUCAUCCACCACUGGCCGGUCGCCCCUGCUGCACGAGGAGGCCAAGUGCGCUGCCCUCCGCGACUUCGAGGAGACGCGUAACAUGGCCGCCCAUCACUCCCAGCUGAAGGCCGAGUGCUACCUGAAGGCCAAGCAGGCGGUACAGCGCGGCAAUGGCAGCGUGGCGCUCUACUACUCGGAGAUAGCCAAGCUGCACAAGCAAAAGAUCGACGUCUUCAACCAGCGGGCGGCCAACUGCAUCAUGGAGGUGCAUCGCCACACGCAGAACAAUCCCGACCUGUUGGACCUGCAUUACCUGCACACCGUAGAGGCGAUUAGCUGUCUGGACCUCUUCCUCGACCGCCACAUCACCGUGCUGCGCAACUCCACGCGGGUCUACAAGCAUGUCUUCAUCAUCACUGGCCGAGGACUGCACAGUGCCAACGGAGUGUCCACUAUCAAGAACCGGGUGAAGUCCAGAUUGGGCGAGCGUCGUUUGCGGUGGCAAGAGGUCAAUCCGGGCCUGUUGCGCGUCAAGGUGUUCUCGGCGUCGCGUCACUCGAAGAACUUCUGAUUGGAGGCGAUACAGAGUGGGCUUGAUAUUGCCAUAUAGGACCAUAUAGGAUCGAAGGCAACGAACAGAGAAGCGCGAUAACUACCUCAUUCGUUACUUUAAUUUUGUAUCCACUGCUUACAAAAUUCGAAGUUGUUUAUCCUUUCCCUCCAAUCUUGCCCGCUGUAUUACUUCGAAUGUGUUCUGAAACCAAUGAAAACAUUCCCGAUUUUAUUACUCUAUAUUACUUGAAAUGCUCGUCCCCAUUUUCGUUUUAAGUUUAGCUAUGCUUCCAAAUUGGAGUUCGUGUAAGACGCGAACUCGCAAACCACCGCUGCAAGUGGGUUUCCAGUAUCUUCCAACAAGAUAUUAAUUCACACAAAAUACUUAUUUUACUACUAUUUUGUACAAGUACCCCCUAGACAUGAUACUAUUAAUGUAAGAACCCUAGUUUUAAGGUAAACAUUGUCCAAAAAUUAUCAUUAAAAGUCCGUUUGGAUUGCAAA
Drosophila gunungcola (fruit fly) is the source of this 3555-nucleotide messenger RNA. RefSeq lists its product as uncharacterized. The transcript is spliced from 5 exons. The record is from RefSeq and is a predicted model, not a curated record. NCBI's taxonomy places the organism in Eukaryota, Metazoa, Arthropoda, Insecta, Diptera, Drosophilidae. Bases 248 to 3070 code for a protein of 940 amino acids.